AUGGCUUCGAACCUCCCGCUCCCCAUUCCCCCGCGCACCCCCACCCCGCCAGCGGAUGAUCAACAUGCCUCCGAGAUCAACUCAGGGAUACCCAUCGAUCGCGAUUCCCUGUCGCCACUCAAUGCCUCAUUCCCAAAGGGUGUGAUGGACGUCGGGAGCAAAGACCGUUUAAGCCCUACGAAAUCAUCUUUCAACUUAAGUCCUGCGCCCGAAGACGCAGUGUCGCCGAUCGAAAAUGGCUCCAGCGACACGACUGCGGCGGGGCCGUUCAAUUUCAAUACUACUGUUAUGGCCAAGAGCCCAGUAGUGAAAUCGAACAUUGGACAACGUCGCGGCCACAAGUACAAGCACAGUAGCAUCUCACACCAGAUCUUCCUCGAGCCUCCCCCUCGCGCCCCCCUAGCCCUCCCAAACUCCCUCCCAAUGCCAACACUUAAAGAAUGCCGAGCCAGCAUGUCAAAAGACCAAAAGACCCGGUUCUGGUGGAGUGUCUGCCACAUGUUCGUUGCGGCGUACACCCUCUGGACAGCGCACGGUUCCUUAGCCAUGACAGCAUUAUCACACUUAAUCCUAUUCGAUUCACUCGGAGCCCUGUUAUGCGUUGCAGUGGAUGUGUUGGGUAAUUUCGAAGUGUGGAAGAGAUCAAGUAUCCGCCACCCAUUCGGUCUGGAACGUGCUGAAGUCCUGGCUGGGUUCGCCAUGUGCGUUCUCCUCUUGUUUAUGGGGCUGGACCUUAUCUCGCAUAAUCUGCAGCAUUUCCUUGAGAAGGCGGGCCAUGAGCCUCAUCAUUUGCAUGAGCAUGACCGUGUUUCGCUGGGUAGUGUGGAUAUCACUGCCGUGUUGGCGAUCUCUUCCACGCUUGUCUCGGCAAUUGGACUCAAGAACCAUGCUCGCAUUGGGAAGGCUAUGCGCUUUGCAUACAUUGAGUCUCUCCCGUCGGUUCUGAGCAACCCAUCUCAUUUCUUGACUCUUUCAUGCUCAACACUGCUGUUGUUGUUGCCUCUGGUCUCGAUCCGGAUCUACGAUUGGCUCGAUAAGCUUUUAUCCGGAACUAUCGCAUUUUCGAUGUGUUUCAUGGGAGUGCGCUUGGUGAAGACUCUUGGUUCUAUGCUUCUGAUGUCCUACUCCGGCCAAGGCGUCUCCGAUGUGAUCAAGGAUAUUGAAGCCGACCCAGCUGUAUUUGGCAUCGAUGACGCCCGUUUUUGGCAGGUCCAUUACGGGCUAUGCAUGGCCAAUCUCAAGUUGCGGGUUACUGGAACUGAGGAUAAUCUUGCUCGGCUGCGUGAGAAGAUCUCUAGCUUGAUUCGGAACAGACUUGGUGGUGGAUAUGGCACUGGUGGCCAGAAAUGGGAGGUUUCUUUGCAAUUCACUAUCGAGCGUGCAUGA
Messenger RNA from Penicillium arizonense, 1386 nucleotides. RefSeq names its product cation efflux family protein family. Gene Ontology annotation, biological process: zinc ion transport; intracellular zinc ion homeostasis; transmembrane transport. Bases 1 to 1386 code for a protein of 461 amino acids. Gene Ontology annotation, molecular function: zinc ion transmembrane transporter activity. Gene Ontology annotation, cellular component: membrane; Golgi apparatus. Lineage: Eukaryota; Fungi; Ascomycota; Eurotiomycetes; Eurotiales; Aspergillaceae. The record is from RefSeq and is a predicted model, not a curated record. The transcript has 2 exons.